UUGAGCAAAGACCGGCGGAGCUGCGUAGUGGAGAGUUGGGUCGACCACGGUGGAUAUUAGUGAGAUUGGGUGUCCGAUGGCUUUAGAGGAAGGAGAUGGCUCGUGCCCUUUUAGGAAAAAUAAUGGAGACAGCCCUUGCCGCAAGAAAGGCAUGCUCUACACGGAGUACCUACGCCUAGAUAGGCUUCUUUCAGCACAAAGGCCCCUUAGCGCAGAAUACAACAAACCUGUCCAUGACGAACACCUCUUUAUUAUCACCCAUCAAGCCUAUGAAUUAUGGUUCAAACAAAUCAUUCACGAACUAGAUUCAGUUCGGGGAAUUUUUGGUCACAACAUGUUGGACGAAUGUCAAACUCUAGAAGUUUUAAAAAGACUAAAUCGAGUCGUUCUCAUAUUGAAGCUGCUCGUAGACCAAGUCAUGAUUUUAGAAACGAUGACACCCUUAGAUUUUAUGGACUUUCGAGAUUACCUAUGUCCAGCCUCAGGCUUUCAAAGUCUUCAGUUUAGACUCCUAGAAAAUAAACUUGGCCUAAAGCAGGAACACAGGGUUCGCUACAACCAACACUACGCUCAAGUUUUCGGCGGCGACGAGGAAGCCCUGGAUCGGAUCAAAGCUUCCGAGACGGAGCCCAAUCUAAUGCAUUUAGUUCAAAAAUGGUUGGAGCGGACGCCCGGUCUCAACGCUGAUGGCUUCGGUUUCUGGUCCAAGUAUGAGAACGCUGUCAAUAAAAUGCUGAACGCGUUAAGGGAUUCCGCAUUGGAAUGCAGCUCGGAAGCAGAGAGCAAGCAGCGAAUGGCGGACUACGAAAAGCGGAAGCUCAUCUUCGACUCUGUGUUCGACCCGAAGAUCCACCACGCCAUGGUCGGGCGCGGCGAGAGGCGCUUCUCCCACGGGGCGCUCCAGGGCGCCAUCAUGAUUAAUUUCUACCGCGACGAGCCCCGUUUCAGCCAGCCCUUCCAAAUCCUCUCCCUCCUCAUGGACAUAGACUCCCUCAUCACCAAAUGGCGUUAUAAUCACGUCAUAAUGGUCCAAAGAAUGAUAGGCUCGCAAAAUUUAGGAACUGGAGGAUCCUCAGGAUACCAUUACCUUCGCUCGACUCUGAGCGAUCGUUAUAAAGUGUUUUUGGAUUUGUUCAACGUUUCCACAUUCCUUCUACCAAGAAGCUACGUUCCCCCUCUUACGAAAGGCAUGAAGAAGCAGCUGUCGUUUAGCUGGGCCCAGACGUCCAGCGUCACAGAGAAGAACUACUUGAAUUCCGAGAAUGAAGAAAUUGUUGACGAGGACUCGGAAAAAAUCAUUUUUCCAAUUGUUUAAGCGGCGCACCAAGCCCUCAUCGAGAAUGUCAAAAUAAAUGUUGCCAAAUCUUCUGCUAAACAACAAUAAUUUCAGCACUGAUUCCCAUCACUUUUUUUGGAGUCUACUUAAAAUAUUUGCAGAGGAUGAACUUCAAAUUUUUCAAAAACGACUUUCAGCAGACCAUAAAAUUAUGGAUCACAGUUAAGGCUGUGCACACUAACAUUCCUAUGAAACAGCAUUUAAAUACAUUUUAUUCACAUCAGAAAAAGAGAAAAAUUGUCGGAGUAUAAAAAGGGUGAGAGAAAACGCCAGUUUCUGAGAAAUGAUAACGCUGUUCCUGAAUUGACUAUCAUCCAAUAGGUACAUCACAUGACAGCUAAAUGUUUUUGUAUUGCUUAUUUAUUCUAUUUUUUUUUAUUUCAUACAUAGGUACAUUAUUUUGAGACCUUCAUGUGAUCAGCGACUUCAGAGUUAAUAAAGAAAAUGUAUUUGACGACAUAUGUUUACAAUUUGCAGGUUGCUCUAUAAGUUAAUGUAAACAUCAAUUGAUUCAUCGAUUAAUCAAUCAAUUGAUUAGUAUUUAACUUAAAUUAAAUUUAUUGAAAACAAAGUAAGUGUAACAGUUUUGUAAAAGAUCAAUAAAAUGUGAUCGCUCAUGAGAGCAGGGAUCCUAGUCCAUAGAGGCAAUUGAACAAUUUUUGUCGAGUUCGGUUAAAUGACAAUCGAGCAAUUCAUUUUCUGGGCAAUGAAAAUUGAAAUUUUGAAUAGCUUUUCCUCGAUACUACAUAUAUGUUUUUGAACAGGGGACUUUAAACUGCUAGAACUUUGGUUUGGUUUGAUAUUCUUGGAUAGCAAUUUUUUUCUAGAACUAUCCUAUGUACAAUUCAAUUCUAGUUUCAGUCUCUUUUCCCUCUUUUAACUAAAGUCCUUUUCCUGUGGACGACUACAAACAUAAAGAAUUGUAUUUAAACAUUACAAUUGUCUCAUAGAUGUAAUAAUUGUUGCCAAAUGUUACCUGUUACAUCACCUGUUGUAAAAUAUCACUUUUAACAACCGUAGAAACGGUGGAAUACCUUAACACAAGAAAUCUAUGAUGUCGACAAGAAAGUAGGUAUGUGUUUAGGUCUGCGAUUAUUAUAAACUAGGGGAUACGUCACCUGGCCGCUAUAUGCGGACCGACCUUUCAAAGGGGGCAUUGCGCCCUGUAAGGCCCUGCCUUUCUCCGUUGGCCACGCGAGUACAUCUGAAUAGAGCGAGCUCAUCUAUAAUAUUAACGAACUAACUAUAAUCUUCACUUGACAGCUGUAAAAAUCAUAAAAAUCGGUCUGGUCGAUCUUAAGAACAAGUUGUGGCAAAAAAUGAACAUACGUAGUAAAAGGAAAAUUUAUAAUGUGUAAUGUGUUAUGUUAGUGUGAUCAGGAAAGUUGGGUGAUUUUCAUAAUUACAUUGUCAUAAUUACAUUGCUUCGUGCUAGAAUUGUUUUACGUUUUAUAUACGUAAACGAGCACAUUCAACCAACUUACUUUCAAGCACUCCCAUUCAUUCACGGGAGCUAUGAUAAAUUAAUUCGCUCUAAUGAUCUUUUUUCGUUUACAUGAAUUACGGCAAUUUUAUUUCAAUGUGAUCCAAUUACCAACUUUCACUGCAACUUCAUGUACAUACCCUGUUGUUAGCAUCUCAUCGUUGAAUCGUCAAAACGGUUGUGAAACCUGUAACAAUAAUUAGAUACAUUUAUAUUUUUGUUUCUCGUGUAACUUACCGAAUAUGUGUACUUGAAAUUAUAUGAGUUUUUCAUAAACA
Messenger RNA from Bemisia tabaci, 3097 nucleotides. The record is from RefSeq and is a predicted model, not a curated record. Lineage: Eukaryota; Metazoa; Arthropoda; Insecta; Hemiptera; Aleyrodidae.